GACCAGCACCAUCACCGCCAUCAUCAUCAUCAGCAUCAGCCGGCUUGACAGGAGAGAAGGCGUGGCGGACAUUGUUUACAUUUAAUAUUUUGACCUUUUCUGGCAUUUCCUAGCCUCGUGUGACCUCGCCAUUGACUGGACGGGUGGAGGAGGUCAUGAUGUGCAUGGACAUCCCAGCCCUCCUCGCCCCACAAGUCCGGAAGUACGAGUGUCUGCGGUGCGGCGAGACACAGCCAACACACUCUCAGUACAUUCAACACUGCCUGGCUCACAUUGGCAUCACCAUAUUUCUGUGUCAGGUCUGCCAGCACCUGUUCCACACCCACACGCAGCUGGAGACCCACACCGCAGCCGAGCACGAGGGUCAGAAGAGGAAGAAGUACAGCUGCGAAGAGUGCGGUAAGGAGUUCAACAACAAGACUCAGUUCGGGAGACACUCGGACAUACACGCAGGGAAGAAAUUCAUGUGCGAACAGUGCGGCAAGCUUUUCAGUCAGAAGGGGUACCUCAAAGUCCACCAGGCCAUCCACAGCAGCGUAAAGUCGUUCAAGUGCGACGUAUGUGGGCGGAAGUUCACCCAGAAGAGUACGCUGGUUCACCACGCGGCCGUCCACACAGGAAAGCGAUUUAACUGCGAGGAAUGCGGGAAAAUAUUCAGCCGUAAGAGCUAUUUGUCGUACCACCAGAAGACGCAUAGGGUGGAGGAGGGCGUGGGGGAGGUGAGGAAGUUCGGGUGUACCCAGUGCACCCGCGAGUUUAGCCACAAAGGGGACUUAACGCAGCACGUAAGAAGCGUCCACCAGGGCAUUAAAUUCGGCUGCGAAAUUUGUCGCAAGGAAUUUACGAAGAAAAGCAACCUAGCCAAGCACAUCAAGACACACCAGGAGGACGCGGAAGGGGCGGAGGAGCUGGCGGAGGUGCAGGUGGAGCAGGAGGUGCAAGGAAAGGGAUCUACUAAGGAAAACGUAACAGGUACUGGAAAAAUGCUGAGGAUUUUCGACGGGAAGAAAAAGGUGUUGAGGGGUCAGGCUCCUUUAGGGAAGAACAAGGGGAGGAAACGAAAAAUUAAGGGGAAACCGUAAAAAAAGGUGGGGAAAAGAGUGUUGUUGUUGGGGAAAACGCCAUAGAAGAGCGAGGAAUUGUGGAUAAAGUGAAGGAAAUAUGAGGAAAAUAUGAAAAUUGAUGGAAAAAAAGGGGGAAUUCAAGGGAAAGAAACACAAAAAAUGCCGGAAUUGUUGAGGAAAAUGAAAGGGAAAAACAAACAAACAGACGUAAAUAAAGGAAGUGAUAGGGAAAAAUGAAAAAAAAUGAAAAAAAAUGAAAAAAAAUUAAAACAAAAAAUUGAAAAUGAAACAAAAAAAUCUGAAAAAAAUUGAAAAAAAGGAAAAAAUAAAAGAAAUCGCAAAAAAACUGACAAAGAAAAAUAGAAAUGCAAAAAUAAGGAGGAGGAGGAGGAGGAGGAGAGGAGGAGGAAGAGGCUGAAAAAAAAUAUUGAAGAAGAAGAAGAAGAACAAGAAGAAGAGGAGGAGGAGGAGGAAGAGGAGGCAAAAAAUAAAUAUUGAAGAGGAGAAGAAAAAGAAGAAGAAGAAGAAGAUGAAGAAGAAAAAGAAGAAGAAAUUAUGUAAGCUAGUCAGAGAGAGAGAGAGAGAGAGAGAGAGAGAGAGAGAGAGAGAGAGAGAGAGAGAGAGAGAGACAGAGAGCGUGUCAGUUUUGCAGUGUUGCCAUAUCCUCAUCCUUCAAUAUACUACUACUACUACUACUACUGCUACUACUACUACUACUACUAUUAUGUAUAUUUGUAUGUAUGUCUUUAGAAAUAGUUAUUUAUUUAGAGAUUAUAAUAUAUGAAAUGAG
Messenger RNA from Scylla paramamosain (green mud crab), 1854 nucleotides. RefSeq names its product gastrula zinc finger protein XlCGF8.2DB-like. The record is from RefSeq and is a predicted model, not a curated record. The transcript has 2 exons. Lineage: Eukaryota; Metazoa; Arthropoda; Malacostraca; Decapoda; Portunidae. The coding region runs from base 156 to 1082 and encodes 308 amino acids.